Molecule: messenger RNA, 819 nt
Organism: Daphnia magna
Lineage: Eukaryota; Metazoa; Arthropoda; Branchiopoda; Diplostraca; Daphniidae
Exons: 3
Coding region: 283-819 (178 amino acids)
Source: RefSeq, a predicted model, not a curated record
CACUUAAAAGUAAGAUGGUAAAUGGCAUUUUAAGUAACAAACAUUGGAAAUAAGUAUGCUUUAAUUUAAGUACUUUUAUUCUAGUUUUGGGAAACGUACUUUACCCAUUUUUAAUACUUACAUUUUAAAGCUGUUUCAAAAUUAAGUAUCGUUUUCCCUAAUUUAAGUACUUUUAAUACCAUAAGUUCUUUAGUUAACUACGUUGCACACUGACGCAGACGAUUGCUAAAUAAAAGUCGUCAAAAUUGCAAGUAUCUUGCAACGUAAAUCUGACGAAUUUUGAUGAUAAAACAGUACGAUUCAACUGCUGUCAAUUCAAGAGAAAUUCGACAGUUUAUUAUGGCUAACGUUGUGAAGUGCUCUAUGUGUCCUAUGUUAAUAUCGAGUGAAAAUCCCUCUACGUUUUUUGACCACGUCAGAUUCAAUCACAGGAAUACUAAAAAAUUUCAUGUUGUUUGUAAAUAUCCUGACUGUCAUGACGAGUACAAUUUGUACAUUUCCUUCAAACGUCACUGGUACAAAAACCAUGGUCGUCGUGCAUUAGUAACCGUUCCAAACCAUCCACUUGUGAAUCAUGAUAGAGAUGGGCAGCUGCUGGAAGCAGUUAACGAUAACAUUCAAAUUGAGAAUCUUUACAGAGACAACAACAUACCUGAUGUACAACACAACUCUCAUCAUCAUGUGAUUGAAAAAAGUCUGCUGUCAGUCAAUGAUAAUGAUGUGAAGAAACAAUUGAGCCAGUUGAUGAGCACAGAGAUAGCACAUCAGAGAAUUCUACAAUUAUGCUACAGAAUCCUCAUCGUGAAAUUCAAUUGGUGA